Molecule: messenger RNA, 750 nt
Organism: Exophiala bonariae
Lineage: Eukaryota; Fungi; Ascomycota; Eurotiomycetes; Chaetothyriales; Herpotrichiellaceae
Exons: 1
Coding region: 1-750 (249 amino acids)
Source: RefSeq, a predicted model, not a curated record
AUGCUGCUUAUUUUGAGGCUGUUCUAUCAAGCUUCAUCCUUCGACAAAGGAGAAAAUAGAUCCUGGGGUGAUUUAAACAUCAAACCGCCCUUAGGCAACAGCAGCAUUUCGCGCAUACAUCAUGGAAGUUAUAUGAAGAGCUUUCGACAAAGUCUUGAGCCGUCACCAAACUUCUUCGCGGCAUAUGAAAGACUAUCAACCACCGACUGGCGAGACAAGGCACUCUCACACUCCGAGCAAUUUUCGACCUACCGAGUCAUCUCCAUGACAUGGGUCAAGGCAUUGGCGUCGCCUUUCUCCCAUGAAUUUAUUCAAUUCAUCGUCGAGCACCCCACGACUUAUGAGCGGACUCGAGUUGCUGUUGGAAGGGAAGAAACAGGAGACUGGGUGAUUAGUGGAUGGAAUUGGGCAUCGGGUGACCCACCUUCUCACCACUACACCCUGCCUUUGCCACUGCUGUCGUUGAUAUUCCACAAAUCAAAUAGACCUGACAUAGGGUCGAUCAGUCAUUUAUUGGCAAAGGUUACUGAGAAAAAGCCGCAGUAUAACUUGAUCCGAGAGAUGUGCUGGUGGUAUGCAGAGACCAUUUUCGAGGAGAUGAAUUCCAGGUACGGUGGCUCACUCAAGGAAUGGGAAUGGUCAGAAUACCGGUAUUCAUUCAUAGUGAAGACCGCAAUUCUGAAGCGAAAGGUGUUAACGGAACACGCGGAGGCGUUUAGAGUUCAAAUAGCGAACGAAAUGCAAUACUGA